Messenger RNA from Angiostrongylus costaricensis, 1170 nucleotides. The record is from the annotation of a GenBank genome assembly. NCBI's taxonomy places the organism in Eukaryota, Metazoa, Nematoda, Chromadorea, Rhabditida, Metastrongylidae.
AUGCUUUUCGAACAGGCGGAACGGCUUGAUUAUUUAUCGAAAUGGCCCGAGUCAGCCCGUUUUAAGAAGGCUGUUGAAGAAAAGCGGCGUGGUGUCUGCUAUACGAUGCCGGGUUUGAAAAGCGACAAGCUACUCAAUGUGCCUGUUAGUGAUGAAGCGCAGCAGUGCUAUGAUGUUCAUUUUUGUCGCAUCGACGUGGAGCUGAACUGCCAAGGCCUUACGAACCUAAUCGAUAUGUGUCAUUUGGAACUCGCAUUAAACGCGACAACAGUAUUGCUCUCACAAAUGGGCCAUGGUGUGGGAAAAGCUGGAAAGCCGACCCUUAUCACACCAACUCUACUUCAGUUGUGGGGAAUACGAUUCCAGCUCCUUAUGGCAUUAAAGCUGUAUUCCGUGUUAGCUGACGAAUUGUUGCCUUUUGAGGAAUUAGACGCGCCUGAUCUCUUCUACCAGUACUAUAAUGAUAACGUUGAUAAGACAGGAUCACUUGUUACUUUCCAAACACGACUGAUUCAUGCUGAAGUUUUACGCUUUGGGUCGUGUCCCUGGAAAGCCGUUGAACGGAUAAAACGUUUAGAAUCGGAUGUCGAUAAGGUGAUAUCAUCGUUGUCUGCUAGUGAUGAGCCAGAAGAACAUACAACUGCAUGGAAGUGUAGAUUGUUUGUGGUUCAGAAGAUGUGUGCACGAGUACUGUUCUUCCUUGGGGAGUAUAUGCUCUCAAUUACCACAUUGCGUAAUAUUAUGCGAUCCUGUUCCCGUGAUGAAACGAUGGCUCUAUUGGAAGCUAUGUUUCGUAUAGCGCUUUCAGUUGGGGAUGAAAAAGCAGCGAACAAGUUACUCGAAGAUGUGACCAAAUCUUCCGGUUCUCCAUUUCUUUUUAAAGCUCUCCGUUCACUUUUUCUUGGAGCUUUUGUGCAUGCACAAGAAUACCUUCAGAGAUUUCCCCGAUCCGGCGUUGACAGUUAUCCAGCACUUAAUAGUCUAGCGAUUUGUCUGUUGUACAAUGGGAGAGUGACUGACGCUGUAGAGUUGUACACAAAAAAUGUGCAGCUUGCUUCUGAGCCACUUCAUGCUAAUUUGAAAGCAAUGUUGGAACUAGGCUGUUCAACUGCUGAAAAAAGUGCACUGUUGAAGGAUUUCAUUAAAGGAAGAACCGAGAGCUCGAAUUGA